Cajanus cajan (pigeon pea) is the source of this 2087-nucleotide messenger RNA. Its product is annotated as 3-ketoacyl-CoA synthase 11. Gene Ontology annotation, biological process: fatty acid biosynthetic process. Gene Ontology annotation, cellular component: membrane. Gene Ontology annotation, molecular function: acyltransferase activity, transferring groups other than amino-acyl groups. NCBI's taxonomy places the organism in Eukaryota, Viridiplantae, Streptophyta, Magnoliopsida, Fabales, Fabaceae. The record is from RefSeq and is a predicted model, not a curated record.
AAUGCCGUUUUGUUUCACAACGUUCUUUCGAACUCACUUCCCUCGCUCGCACCCUUCUUUCCAAUGCCUCCCUAUAUAUAGGUCCAUUCAUUUUCAGAUUUUAUUUGCUCCCCCUUUCCUUUCGCCCCUCACUCUCUUUCUCACCCAACAUUUUCAUUUCCCACCGCUCAUUCCAAUCUAUUUAUUUCUCUCUCUCCAAUCUCCCCUCUCUCUUCAUUUCACGGCCCACAUUCCCCAUUUCUCUGGUGUCUUUGGCCUUUCAAGGAAAAAAAUGGCAGAGACAAAACCAGACACACCGUUGAUGCCACCAUCAUCACGGAACCUUCCAGACUUCAAGAAGUCCGUGAAAUUGAAGUAUGUGAAGCUUGGUUAUCAUUACCUUAUCACACAUGGCAUGUACCUCUUUCUUUCCCCUCUGGUGGUGCUGGUUGCAGUGCAGCUCUCAUCCUUCUCCCCCGAAGAUCUUCAUGACAUUUGGGACCACCUACAAUACAAUUUGAUAUCCGUUAUUCUUUGCUCCACUCUCAUUGUAUUCUUGUCGACCCUAUAUAUUAUGACUCGUCCUCGACCAGUGUACCUUGUCAAUUUCUCAUGCUACAAGCCCGAAGAAGCUCGCAAAUGCUCAAAGAAGAUAUUCAUGGACCAGUCUCGGAAGAGUGGUUUUUUCACAGAGGAAACUCUUGAAUUCCAGAGGAAGAUUCUAGAGAGGGCAGGCCUUGGGGAGGACACUUACUUUCCAGAAGCUGUUCUCAACAAUCCUCCCAACCCUUCAAUGGCAGAGGCAAGAAAAGAGGCCGAGCUUGUUAUGUUUGGUGCAAUUGAUGAGCUGUUUGCUAAGACUACUGUGAAGCCUAAGGACAUUGGAAUUCUGAUUGUGAAUUGCAGUCUCUUUUGCCCCACGCCAUCGCUUUCAGCAAUGAUUAUCAAUCAUUAUAAGCUCAGGGGGAACAUAAAGAGCCUCAACCUUGGUGGGAUGGGAUGCAGUGCAGGUCUGAUUUCAAUUGAUCUUGCUAAGGACCUUCUCCAAGUCCACCCCAAUUCCUAUGCACUGAUUGUUAGCAUGGAAAACAUCACUUUGAAUUGGUACCCUGGGAAUGACCGAUCCAAGCUUGUUUCCAAUUGUUUGUUCCGUAUGGGAGGGGCUGCAGUUCUGCUUUCUAACAAAAGCUGUGAUAGUAGAAUAUCCAAAUACAGGCUGGUUCACACCGUUCGCACUAAUAAGGCUUCUGAUGACAAGUGCUUUGGCUGCGUCAUCCAAGAGGAAGAUUCCAAUGGCAAGAUUGGUGUUACUUUGUCAAAAGAUUUGAUGGCAGUUGCAGGUGAUGCUUUGAAAACCAACAUCACCACAUUGGGGCCUCUUGUCCUUCCAAUGUCUGAACAGCUCUUGUUCUUCGCCACAUUGGUUGGGAAGAAGCUUUUCAAGAUGAAGAUCAAGCCUUAUAUUCCAGAUUUCAAGCUGGCUUUUGAGCACUUUUGCAUCCAUGCCGGUGGCAGAGCUGUGUUAGAUGAGCUGGAGAAGAACUUGCAGUUGUCCACUUGGCAUAUGGAGCCAUCAAGGAUGACGCUUUACCGUUUUGGAAACACCUCCAGCAGUUCUCUUUGGUAUGAAUUGGCUUAUACAGAAGCCAAAGGGAGGAUCAGGAGGGGUGACAGAACAUGGCAGAUAGCAUUUGGGUCUGGAUUCAAGUGCAACAGUGCAGUGUGGAAGGCGCUCAGGACCAUCAAUCCUGCCAAGGAGAAGAACCCUUGGAUGGACGAGAUUGACAAGUUCCCUGUUGAAGUUCCAAGGAUUUCGCCCCUCUAAACAUGCAGUUUGAAGUAUUUUUGUCAGUGUUAGGUGGUAGCUGGUGAAGUGGUGCAAGGGGGAUGAGGCGUAGGUCUGGCUUGUGGGAUACAUUUUGUUUGUUAUUAAAUCUAAUUUAGUCAAGGAUUGGUGCAAGAGCUUUGGACUGCUUGGUUUCUUAGCAAUCUAUUGUUCUGUGGUAGUGAAAUGUAAUUACAAUCCUAUUCGGGGAUUUGUCAGAUACAUUUACAAUUCUUUCCCAUGUUGAAAUGGAAAAAAAUUCAUAUAUUCUUUUAGUUAUCGA